AUGGAGCAACUCCAGCCUAAGGCAGAGUACAGACUUGUUCAAAAGCAGAGAGAGCACGCGUUGUUCGCGUGGGAAGAAAAGAUUCGCGUCUACGAGAAGGCGCUCGGCAUUCGGAUUCAGCAGGAUGACGCCGGUGGGCCCACAAUCGUCCGCUUCUCGGGUGUGCUACCUGCGGCUUCGAAGGGAAGCGCCGCGCCGGAAGAGGAAAAAUCUUUUCAAGAAGAUGGCAUGAACACGGGGGAAUGUUUCUUUGCCUUCCGGCUUGAUGCUCAUGGCGCUGUCUCAGAUGCGCAGUGCUGGCCGCCUGUGGAGAUAUUCGAAGACGUCAUGGAAGCAUUUGGCCGAGCUGAAAUUUCUCUCCCUAUCGUUGUUGCAUGCAUGCGACGAAGUUUCAAAGAAUGGCGGAAGCUGUGCGAUACUCCGCAUUCAGGGCCGUCUAUGAGGCGGCAGCCUCUUUUGAGUGGAGGGAUAGAUACACGGGAAGGCGUUCACGCUUUCUCAAGCGAGCGUCACUUCUCUAAAGCUAUGGCGAGCCACAGAGUAACACCACCAGAAGGAAACCGGCACGCCGAUCCCUGUUCUCAUGUCGCCGGGAACAAGCACGUCCCGGCUUUUUCAGGGGCUCGGGUGCAGAAUCAACAGGAGGGAUGGACGAUGAAAGAUGUAUCGGAUCGGACGUCUCUCUUCGUGUUCGGCGCUAAUAACACAGAAUUCGAAACGGUCCAACGGAGAUGGCAAAACUAG
Molecule: messenger RNA, 744 nt
Organism: Neospora caninum
Lineage: Eukaryota; Apicomplexa; Conoidasida; Eucoccidiorida; Sarcocystidae
Exons: 4
Coding region: 1-744 (247 amino acids)
Source: RefSeq, a predicted model, not a curated record